AUGGGAAAAUCUGGCAUCAAAUUCAAAAAACAGUCGGGUCUCUCCGAAAACGACUCUGCACAAGGCUCCUAUCUUGGAGGCCCUCAAUUUACAAAAGCACUUGGCCAGCACAUCUUGAAAAAUUCUCUUGUAGUCAACUCAAUAGUUGAAAAGGCCAAUAUCCAAUCGACCGACGUCGUAUUAGAAGUUGGCCCAGGUACAGGAAAUUUGACGAUGAAGCUCCUUUUUGAGGCCAAAAAGGCAUUGUGUUCGCAUUUAUUUAAGGAUCCAAGAUUGGCGUCUGAAUUGACCAAGAGAUGCAUGGUUACCCCGGAUGCUCAAAGGAAAUUGAACCUGAUUAUUGGAGAUGUCUUAAAGAUAGACCUGCCCUACUUUGACAUUUGCGUCAGCAACACUCCAUAUCAAAUAUCCUCUCCGUUGGUGUUCAAACUGCUUGCUCAUCGUCCGCUCUUCAGAUCAGCCUUGUUGAUGUUCCAACGAGAAUUUGCCCUUAGACUUGUAGCAAAGCCGGGCGAUCAAUUGUAUUGCAGGCUUUCUGUAAAUGUCCAGCUACUUGCAAGGGUGGAACACAUAAUGAAAGUUGGACGAAAUAAUUUUCGGCCUCCCCCCCAAGUGGAGUCCAGUGUGGUAAGAAUAGAGCCGAUCAGACCGCCACCCGAGAUCGACUUUGACGAAUGGGACGCCAUGAUACAGAUUUUGUUCUCCAGGAAGAACAAAACAAUUUCUGCGAGCUUUAAGACUGACACCGUUCUGAAAAAUCUUCUAAAAAAUUACCGGAAUAACCUGCAGCUUAUGAAUCUUUCCAACGAGCCCGAUUUUGAUGUUAAGUGUGCUCUUGAUCAAAUCAUCCAUGAAUUGGGGUUGGAGCAAGUCCGUGCAUCUAAAAUGGACAUAACAGCAUUUCUAAGGUAUGCAUGGAUACAAUUUAGAGGCUAUGAGACCAGUUAUAGUGUUAUGGGCUAUUCUUCUAGAUAUCAUAGGGUCAUCCAAGAAAUUUUCGAUCUCGGCGAUAUCAACGUUAAGGUUUAUUCGAUCGUUUACUUUGCAUAUAACAUCCUUGUAGUCCUAUCUGGAUUUUUAGCAGAUUCUGUUUCCGCAUAUUCGCAGCUGGUCCUAUCCCUUGCUAUUUUUACACGAAGCAAAUAUGUUUUUAAGUGCGAGUAUCACAGUGACCAUGUUUUUUUGGCCGCACUCGUUGUCGCCGGUAUGACCUAUUUGUGGAGGUUUGGAAUUCCUAGCUUUAUAGGAAAUUCGAUUAUCUUCUAA
Mitosporidium daphniae is the source of this 1266-nucleotide messenger RNA. Its product is annotated as putative dimethyladenosine transferase. The record is from RefSeq and is a predicted model, not a curated record. Lineage: Eukaryota; Fungi; Microsporidia. Gene Ontology annotation, molecular function: rRNA (adenine-N6,N6-)-dimethyltransferase activity. Bases 1 to 1266 code for a protein of 421 amino acids. The transcript is spliced from 6 exons. Gene Ontology annotation, cellular component: mitochondrial matrix. Gene Ontology annotation, biological process: rRNA methylation.